CUUAUAAAUCAUAUAUCCAAACACCUAAUUCUAACUAACCAAAAAUGGCCUGCAUCAAAUAUCUCAUAUUUUCUCUAGUUUCUUCAUUCAUCAUUAAUACUUUCACACAAGGAGAAGUAAUUAAUACUACUCCUCAAAUAGUUUCUUUAAAUAGAAAUGAUUUCCCUUCAGGUUUCAUCUUUGGUACAGCAUCUUCAGCAUACCAAAACGAAGGUGCAGCAAAUGAAGGUGGAAGAGGACCAAGUAUUUGGGAUACUUUCACUCAUACAUAUCCAGAUAAAAUAGAUGAUGGAAAUAAUGGAGACGUAGCAGUAGACGCAUAUCAUCGCUACAAGGAAGAUGUUGGGAUCAUGAAGGAUAUGAAUUUGGACGCAUACAGAUUUUCCAUAUCUUGGUCUAGAAUUCUCCCCAAAGGAAAACUAAGUGGAGGAAUAAAUCAAGAAGGAAUCGAUUAUUACAACAAUCUCAUCGAUGAAUUGUUGGCAAAUGGUCUACAACCUUUUGUUACUAUUUUUCAUUGGGAUCUUCCUCAAUCUCUAGAAGAUGAAUAUGGCGGUUUCUUAAGCCCUCUCAUCAUUAAAGACUUUCAAGAUUACGCCGAACUUUGCUUUAAAACAUUUGGAGAUAGAGUAAAAAAUUGGAUAACUUUAAAUGAGCCAUGGACGUACAGUCGAGACGGAUAUACAAAUGGUGAAAUGGCACCAGGUCGAUGCUCUUCUUGGUUGAAUCCAAAAUGCGUUGGUGGAGAUUCUGGAACAGAACCUUAUAUAGUUUCACACCACCAGCUUCUAGCUCAUGCAGCAGCCGUUAAUGUGUACAAGACUAAGUAUCAGGUCUCUCAAAAUGGUUUGAUAGGUAUAACAUUGGUCAUUAACUGGUUUGUGCCACUCACUGAUACCAAACUUAAUCAGAAAGCUACUGAACGAGCGAUAGAGUUUAUGUUUGGAUGGUUUAUGGAUCCCUUAACAAAUGGAGAUUAUCCAAGAAGCAUGAGAGCCUUGGUGGGGUCACGGUUACCAAAGUUUACUAAAGAGCAAUCUAGGCUAGUUAGUGGUUCCUUUGACUUUAUUGGAAUCAACUACUACUCUUCUUGCUAUGCCUCUGAUGCACCACAAUUAAGCAAUGCUAAAGCCAACUAUUUAACAGAUUCUCUUUCUAGUUUCACAUUUGAUCGUGAUGGAAAAUCUAUUGGCCUAAAUGUUGCUUCUGAUUGGUUGUAUGUUUAUCCAAAAGGAAUUCGAGACUUUCUAAUAUAUGCUAAAGAAAAAUACAACAACCCUUUAAUCUAUAUCACUGAAAAUGGUAUAAAUGAGUAUGAUGAUCCAUCGUUAUCGCUUCAAGAAUCUCUUAUGGAUACCUAUCGAAUUGAUUAUCAUUAUCGUCAUCUUGUUUAUCUUCAAAAAGCAAUUGAGGCUGGUGUGAAUGUAAAGGGUUAUUUUGUAUGGUCUUUGUUGGAUAAUUUUGAAUGGCACCACGGAUAUACCGUAAGAUUUGGAAUGACCUACGUAGAUUACAAAAAUGGUUUGACAAGAUAUCAAAAGCAAUCUGGAUUAUGGUUCAAGAAUUUUCUCAAAUCUGAUAUAAAACCUGACAGAGAUUCUAUUUAAUAGUGCUACCAAAUUCUUUAUGAUGGCUAUAGCAGUAAACACAAAUUAUUCAUUUAAUUCAAUGUUAGAAUAGAAAGGAUAUAAUUUCUAAGUGUAUGUAAAUUUAUCAUUUAUGAUUGAUUCUAUUUGUUGAUUUUGUGUGUCAUGUAAUUUUGCAUCUCCCUAUAUCAAUGUUGGAAAUACUUUUUACACACUA
Messenger RNA from Cicer arietinum (chickpea), 1803 nucleotides. RefSeq names its product beta-glucosidase 24-like. The record is from RefSeq and is a predicted model, not a curated record. Gene Ontology annotation, biological process: carbohydrate metabolic process. Gene Ontology annotation, molecular function: beta-glucosidase activity. NCBI's taxonomy places the organism in Eukaryota, Viridiplantae, Streptophyta, Magnoliopsida, Fabales, Fabaceae.